UUGUUCAAAAAAUCUAGACCUCCAUUUUUCGUCAUUAUGUAAUAUGAAAUGUCAGUGUCAUAUCAUACGUCACAACCAGCUGAUUGACACUGAAAACUAAUUUUGAAUGACAUUAUUUUCAGAUUUAUAAAAUUAGUGAUGCUCCGAAAAGUAGUUAUUGGGUCAGGCAUAAUUGCCUUGAUACCAACUGUAAAUGCAGCCAGUCCUAUUGAUUCACAGGAACCCUUGCGCCCAGCUCUUAUGAAACCUUCUGAACUUCCUAUAUAUGAAUCACCACAUGCGGAUUAUAAGGAUCAUAUAGAGGCCUUAAGUAAGGUUCACAAACCCAGCUAUUUAAAGUCAAUUCUCCAGCCCCCUGUGAGUGCAGUCAGGGAAACAUUCGAGACUGGUUUGGCACACAGCACCUCCUUGAAGUACAGAAUAUCAGAUCACUAUCAUGAUGUUAAGGAUAAAAGUGAAUGGAUCUUUCAAUAUCUCAGGGAAGAGGAAAAUAAGCAACAGAGGUAUGGAGCAGUUGGUAUGGGAGGACUAACUGGUUUUAUAUUUGGACUGAGAGGAGGUUUUUUCAGGAGGGCAUUAUAUGCUGGUAUCGGAACAACAGUGAUGGGAUAUACAUGUUUCCCAGAAGAUACCAAAAGAAUAAUGAGUGAAAAUGGAACACUAGCCAAACAAUACAUGAACAUUGCAUAUAAUUUCUUGUAUGGAGUUAAACCAGGAGAUCCUCAGCUGGAGAUCAAGUUCCCUGAGAUAUCUUUUCCUAAAGAUUUCGCAGAGUUUCUUGAGAUGAGUGUGUCACUUGCAUCAACUAUGAAACAAGCGAUAAUGCCACCACCAAAAGAAAUAGGGGACAAACAACCAGACCAGAAGGAAUAGAUAAUACAGACAUAAAGCAAAAUAAUGCAAUAGAAUAUAGUGGAUAAAUUUAUUCAUCAGUGACACAUUUAUUAAGAAACAAUGAAGUUGAACAUUUUUCUUUAUAAGCUAUUUAUUUAAUACUAAAGUGUUUUAAAUGAUGAUUAAAAACGUGGUAUUUCAAAAAUUAUAUUUUUUAAUGGAA
Messenger RNA from Leptidea sinapis, 1057 nucleotides. RefSeq lists its product as uncharacterized. The transcript is spliced from 7 exons. The record is from RefSeq and is a predicted model, not a curated record. Gene Ontology annotation, cellular component: MICOS complex. Gene Ontology annotation, biological process: cristae formation. The coding region runs from base 139 to 873 and encodes 244 amino acids. Lineage: Eukaryota; Metazoa; Arthropoda; Insecta; Lepidoptera; Pieridae.